ACGCAGAUUUUGUUAGCACGGUAUCUUAAAGAUUUUCUACGAUGACCAUUUUGUCAUGGAACCUUUGUUUUGAAAACAUUUUUAAAACUUUUGGCGACCAUCUUGUUAGCUUGCUGGCUAGUAUUUGUUGUUACGGUUUCUGUCUUAAGUUAGCUCUAUGGUAAGCUCAAACUAGGUUAGUGGGCUAACUAGCUAGUUUACUUUCUGCAAAUAUAUGAUGUUAGCUAGCUAGAUACUUACAUGGCUUAAUGUGCAUGUCUAAUUUCUUAAAAUAACGUAAAUCUUAAGUGACAGGAGGAUUUGUGUCUUACGGUGGAAAAGUCAACAUGACUACAGCUGCCCUUCGAAUUGGAGACCAGUUGAUCCUGGAAGAGGAUUACGAUGAGAACUAUAUCCCCACUGAACAAGAGAUCCACGAGUAUGCCAGAGAAAUUGGCAUUGACCCUAAUCUGGAGCCAGAGCUCCUCUGGCUGGCCAGAGAGGGGAUUGUAGCCCCACUGCCUCCUGAAUGGAAACCCUGUCAGGAUGUGACUGGCGAUGUGUACUACUUCAACUUCUCCACGGGCCAGUCCACCUGGGACCACCCCUGUGAUGAGCACUACCGCCAACUAGUAGCACAGGAGCGGGAGCGUGCUCAGUCAUGCCACAGCAGAGCUACCCCUGCCAUCUCGAGGUCUGCUUUCAUAGGCAGCAAAAAGGACAGGGAGAAGAAGAAGAAGAAGAAAGAGAAAAAAAAGAAGGAACCAUUGGGGUUGAAAGCUCCAGGAGUCCUGGCUCCAGUCAGAGGUGUGUGUGAUGCUUCAGUUCCGGGGCUGCAAAGUUUCCUGGGCAACUCCACAGACCACCAUCCUAUAAAGUAUUCACUAGGGGAUGUUGUAUCUGGAGCCAGAGGACGACAGGAAGAGAGUCCAUCUCUGGCUCCGCCAAUAUUUCCUUCAGACGGGGAUGUGGAAGAAGAGGAUGAGGAAGAACAGAGGAAGGCUUCUGUCCAUGAGAGUCUGCUUGGUUCAUCUCACCUGUUGCAGAAUCUGCACUUGGAUCUGGAUGCUCUGAAUGGGGGAUUGCACUAUGAGGCCAGUGAAGUCAGUGGCUCUGCUCCUGUGGAGGAAAGAACGGAACCAGAACUCCAGGAUCUUGCUCUGUCAGGAGACCGAUCCCCUGAUCCACCCUCUCAGGAUUCCCGACAUAGCUGUAACCUCUCCUCCAGGCCACUGGGGGGCAGAAGAGAUUUCAGCACAGAGAAUGUGUUUCCUUCCAGCAGUGGGGACAGAAGCACUAUGGAGGAUGAGUUUCCUGACAAAGAGAGGGAUGAUGAAAAGGAGGGAGUGGGUGGAAAGAGGGAUCAAGCAGAGAAGAGGAAAGAGAAGAAGCAAAAAAAACAGACAGAGGAUGAAGUGAUGGUGUACAGUGAAGGAAGUGAACAAACUGCAGUUAGGGACAGAGAGGAACCCUCAGAUGGAAAAAAGCAAGAAAGAGUUGGAGACAUAGACAGAGAGACAAAAAGUAGAACAGGUAGUGAUAGAGUGAGUUCUGAAGUAGGCAAGAGGAAUUACAGAGAGGAGAGAAAAAUUCCAAAAACCUCAGAGAGAGAUGAGCAUGAUAAGGUCACUCACAGAUGGCUAGACAGACAGGAUGUGUCCGGAGCAAAAGAUUCCAAACAGGAUCAAGGAGAAAUGGAUGUGAGGGAAGGAGAUAAGGAGAGAAGGGAGGAAGGAAAGAGGAGAGGAACUGUGAACCAUGAUGAACAGAAGAGAUCUGAUGACUCCAGGGAGGAGGUAGAGAGGAACAUACAGAGGUCAGAUGGAAAAAGCAGAGAGGAUAAAAGGGAGAGUGAGACCAGAGAAAUAUGUGUGAAGAGUGACCGUUUGGUGAAUGGCAGUGAUGGUGAGGUGCAAUGGCAUGUGGUUAGCUCAGUGGAACAUGACAGUAUGGAUGAGGAUGUGCAGAGACCAAAAGAGCAAAAAGGUGCUAUGUGGGGUAAGGUGUAUGGAAAGAGAGUCAGAGACAAGGGUGAGAGUGAAGAGGAGGAGAGUAGUGUGAGAAACUCUUUAGAAGAAAGGGAUGAAUUUGAGAGAAAAGGUAGAGGAGAUAGUCAUGAGAUGGGAGAAGACUGUGUGCAGCACGAGAUAAACGAGUGUAAUGAGGGAGAGCAGAACAAGGGAGGGGCAGAGAUGAGUAUAAAGCAUACUGAGGAGGAAGAGGGAGAGAAAGAUAUGAGUAUUGAUGGGAAAGGAAACUGCAUUCUGAAUCUGGACUGGAAGAAUUCUGACUGGCCUGAGAGAAAAAAUCAGAAACCUAUUCAGACAGGUGAAUGCACUGCAGGCCGACCGACAGACAGCAGCGCUGCCUUGAACAUCACUGGAGACAGUGAGGACAAAGCGAAGGAGCUCUUUGAGAACCCCAGACUGUUAAAAAUUGAACCCAGAGGGGGCUUGCAUGCACCACUCCAACCACCAUACCUGCAGAAAGACAUUCUGGGAAAGAAGUUACUUCCUCAGUGGGGUCGGGUCCCCAGUGAGGAGUCAGAAAUCACUCAGCAUGUUGAAGCAUUCUCACGCCAUUCUGAUGAUGCUAAGGUGGAUUUCCUCUCCAAAUUUUCGGAGAACAUUCUAGACCUGACGGAUCUCUCCCCAGCAGAGCCCUCUGCAGUGCUGGCGGGUACUACAGAUGAGAAAGGUGGAGAGAGAGAGGAAGAUGAUAACAUGGAGGAGGAGAAUAGAGCACAGGCUGCAGAGAGGAGGCAUCAGCAGAAAGUGAGUUUAGACAUGUUGCUCUCUGACCAUGACUUGGAGCAUUCCUCCCGUUCAUCCUCUUCCUCGCUCUCCAAACCCUCCAGUCCACAGCAAGAGCUGCUAAAAAGCAGCAACAGUGCUCUCUGCUGCCUGAGGCCAGAGACAGCCCAUGGGAGACUGGCCAGGAUCAUGACAGCAGAGGUGACAGAGCAGGACAUGGAGGAAGAAAAGGGAAAGAAAGAGGAGGAGGGAGAGGAGAAGAGAAGGAAGCAAGAGGCACAUGACAAAAGAAGGAAGGAGCAAAAACCAAGAGAGGACGAGCAGAAGAGAACAAUGAGAAUAGAGACCAGAAAGUGGGAGGAGCAGGAAGCAGAGAGAGAGGGAAGAAUGAGAGAGCGACUGACCACACAACUCCUCAGAGAACAAACCAGCGAUGAGGAGCUCAAGGAAAAUAAGAGGAGACAGCAGUAUGGAGAGAAGGAGAGGUGGAGGCAGAGUGUGGAGACAAACAACCAGAUAGAGGAAGAGAGGGUCAAAGUGGCACAGGAGCGGGAAAGGAGACUGCACCUCCUCCAAGAGGAGCUGAGGAGAGAAGAGGAAGAGGAGGAGAAACGGAUGAAAAAGGAGAACGAGGAGAGGAUCAGGGCUCUUGAAUACAGAUUGCAAAGAGAGAUGAAGGAGGAGGAAGAUUGUCUGCACAAAGACACACAAACCAAACUACAGCAACUUAAGGAGCAGGCACUGAGAGAAAGAGAAACACAAAUAUGCAAACUCAGGGAGGAGAAUGAUGCGAGGUUGAGAGAGUUGCACUCUGAAUUGGAAGCAGAGCGAGAGAGAAUGGAGGCAUGGAGUUGGUGGGACCUGGACAAGAUAAAGGCACAGUCAGAGGAGGAGCUUAACACUGAGAGGAAGUGGCUUCAGAAAAGGAAGGAGGAGCAGUUAGCCUCAUUCAAACUAAAGGGCAGGGUAGGUGAUCAACAGAGGGAACUGAGGAGUCCUUGGCCUGAGCUGCAGCUGUACGAGUACCAGAGAGAGCUAUCUGAUGUGUUGCAGGAAGUAAGAGAGGAGGUGCAGAGGGAACACAACAGGAAGCUGGAGCAGCUCAAAGAGGAGCAUCGACACCAGCUCCAGACUCUUAGACACACACACCUGGAGGAGGAGACCAUGCAGAGAGAGCAGUUGCUGAGUGCUCAGCUAGAGGAGAGAGAGAAGUUGCUGGCCUCACACACAUCCCAGCUGGAACAGCUCAGACUACAGCUCGACUCCCAGCUCCAACAGACCCACAAAACACACAUGCAGAAGGAGUUAGAAGUGCAGGGGCUGAUCAAGCAGCUGGAGAUGAAAACCAAAGAGCUCAAAACUCAGGAAUUACAACUCCAAGCUCAAGCAGGAGAUUUAAAGAAGAGGAGGCAGCAGCUGAGCGAGGAAGAAGAUGAAGCUGAGAAGGGGAUAGAGGCUCUUCCACAUCUCCUAAGAGAGAGGGAAAGUCUGCAUGCUGAGCUGGAGAGGUUAAGGGAAGACAGGAGGAGAGAGAGGGAGGAGAUGGAAAGAGAGAGAGAAGAAAGGAGGAGAGAGACAGAGGUGAACAGAAGGAUGAUGGUGGAGAAAGAGAGACUGCAGAGCCAAUCAGCGCUCCUGCAGGCCAGAUGUGAUGAGUUCCACAGAAGGCUCAGUGAGUUGGAUCAGAAAGAGAGUAAAGAAUGUGAGCUGGAGAGAAAGAAAGAGGAGGAGAGAGAGGAGAAGAAGAAAUGUAAGGAAGAGUCACUCCGAUUGGAGGAUUUGGAACUGCCUCUUUCCCCUGUGCCCGCCUCCCGUGACAACCACAGCAGCAUAGAUGACCUGCGAGAGUAUAUCUCAUGUGAGGGUGUGUCUCUGCAGAGAGCAAGAUGGUUCUUAGAGAAACAAACCAGCUGUCUGAGAGAGAGACAGGCAGCACUGAAGGCAGCCCACCCCACCCUGCAGAACCAUACACCAGGAGGCUCUGCUCACCAUUUCUGCCAGGAGGUGAGUGAUCUCGAGGAUCUGAGGGAGACGGUGCAGAAGGGGCACACACUACUGCAAAAGAAGGAGGAGAGACUUAGCCAGCUGGAACAUUCACUGGCAGAGGAGCUGUCGUGUGAUGAAGACGAAAGGUUGGUAGGAGAUCGCAAAGUCACAUUUCAUGUCACAGAUUCAGAGACAAGCAGUGUGUAUGGCCAACAAGGGACAGCUCCUACACUUCCAGUGAAAGUGCAGCAGUUAGCGGAGUCACUACAGCAGAUCUCUGGCCAGCUGAACACAGUGCUGGGUGCAUUGGGAUCUCUCACCCAGAGGACACUUCCAUUCCAGCCCCUCUCUCAGCAACCCCGAUCCUCCUCCUAUCCUCCCCCCCCCUCCUGGGCAUGGCCACCAAGCCCCACCUCCUCCUCAGCAGCCAAUCAGAACGGUUUCUCUCACUCUUUCUCACAUACUAUUAAUGGAGUCACAAAAAGGCAUGGGUCUGAUCUGGUAAACACCCACUGGAACAAACUCUUCUCUGGAGUUUCCAUGGAUACCAGUACCCCCUAUGCCAUGAGUGCUCCCAGAGCAUAUUGUGGAUACACUCCAGCAAGUCUCUCCUCUGUCCAGUCCUCUGAGCUAGAUGGCCAGAGGCUGCAGGGACUGAUCGAAGGCAACAAAAGGUGGCUGGAAACACGACGCAAAGACCCCAACAUGCCUCUUUUCACACGCUACCGAACUCCCCCUUCGAUGAAUGGUUUGGUCCAGCUGAGCCUGGAUGAUAACAAUCAGAUUAAGGUGUACCAUUACUGAAAAUGGAUAAAAAGUCAUGUCCAUAUAUGUCCAGUGCAUUCCAAUAAAAGCAUAUGCAAAAUUCAUGCAUGCCUAUGAAAAUGAGAGAAAACGGAUAUAAACAUUCACAGAGACUAAGCACAUAAUAUAUAACACUAAUGAGGCCCAUUAAGCACAGAGGAGUCUGUGUGCACGCACACGUGUGCGUGCUUAACCAAGUGAGUUGCAUGAAUUGUAUGGGGGGGAAAAAAAAAAAAGUGCGAGUUGGACUGUCCCCCUUAAUGUAUGAACUCAGGUUACCACCAUUAGGUGUAGGAGCUGAUAUCCACAACAGCAAACAGGAAAUAAAGAAAAGACAGUUAUAGACUCGAUAAACAAUCAACUGGCACUUCGUGUGGCAAUGGGAGUAUGAGAGAGAAGAGCUGAAGGCUAGAAAAAAACUGAUCCUGUUUUUACAAGCUGAAAUGUUUUCAGAACUGAGACUGACUCUCUCCAGUCUUGCUCCCUUUUCUCUAUGAUCAUCAAAACAUAAAUGUAGAAGAACCAGUCUGCUUUUUUAGUCAUUUAUGUUAGAAGCUUGUCAGACUGUAAAACAGUUGAAAACUUCCAACCUGUAAUCACAGGAGCCUUUACAUAAACAGGAACUGGGGAGGUUUUGCACUGUGGUUUCCACUCAAUACCACAAAAACCUCAUGAAACUGAUAACAUAAUAUUCAAGACAUCAGAGCAAUCCUACUGUUAUAUUAUAGUCCAUAAUCUUAGUUGCCCUACCUGAAAGCAAAAAUCACCAGCAGAGGUUAUGUAAGCCAUGAGUCACAGCUUUCUAGGGGUGUUGGUGUUAUGCUUCAGAGCAAUAUUGUUUACAUAUGUGACACUUGGGGACCAGCCAAUGCUUAGCCUGUAUAUCCCUUUGUGUAGUUUGGAAUUUUUGCAUGUAUUUUUGUAAAACCUGAAUAAAUCUGGUGUUUUAUAUC
Messenger RNA from Electrophorus electricus (electric eel), 6475 nucleotides. RefSeq names its product centrosomal protein 164 (gene cep164). The record is from RefSeq and is a predicted model, not a curated record. Gene Ontology annotation, molecular function: protein binding. Gene Ontology annotation, cellular component: centrosome; ciliary transition fiber; centriole. Gene Ontology annotation, biological process: cilium assembly. NCBI's taxonomy places the organism in Eukaryota, Metazoa, Chordata, Actinopteri, Gymnotiformes, Gymnotidae.